ACUGGUGUGCUUAUCUUCAGUGGGGAUUAGACGGUCGACAGAACGAGCUCUAAUUGAUAAAGAUGAAGAUCGUCGUGGAUUACGUCACGUGGUUCCUGAUUGUUUCAGUUCUUACUUCCGUGACCGAAUCCUGUAACUACAUGCCGUAUCACGACAUCAGAUGUUACGUAGAGAAUGUUAAUGGUCAGUAUUUACUGCGGCCAUGUCCACCCGGGGACUAUAUAAACCCUAAAACCUGUCGGCUGGAGACGAUACCGCACAACAUGCACAUUAGCUACAGUGAAAAAUGCACCCAAACUUUAAGCGGGAGUGGAAUCUAUAUCACGUGGCAUGAGGCUCAUUCCCAUGGUGCCUCUGUAACAACCACAACCAAGUCUACCCCAAGCAGCAGCACAGCAUCUGUACAUGUAGAUCAUCAUAGUAAAUGUUACCAGGGACACUCCUACUAUCGAGGCAUUUUCGACAAUGCAGAAAAGGAGAACUGCCAUACAUCAUAUUCAGUGUUCGAUAAAUUGUAUUACCUCAUGUACAACGACCAUGACUGCAUGUCUACCUUAGUGCAGGUGAUGGCAAAUCUGAACUUGCCAAGCUGUGAAUGUCACGGCAGUUCCAUAUCUUAUCCCUAUCGUGGAUCUAGUUCGCGAUAUGAUGACUGUAUCAGAGAAACUGUGUACCAAGAUGUUUUGGACACCUAUCUGACCCAUCAACCCCAUCACGUGUCAGGGACAGGCGUGUACUGUCAAAGUCGUCAUAAAUUGUGGGGCGACCUUUUCCGUUUGCAGAGUGCUUCCAGUGCCCACUGUUCUAACGAUUUUAUCUAUCAGAUGAAGACUGCCUAUGAUAUGAAUGCUUCACCAACAUGCUCCGCCUGUCACACUGUUGGUACGCACAACCAGGUCACAUCAUCUCCCAACCAGCAACACUUCACGAAACCUGAAAAGUAUGCAGCUUAUAAGAAAGGAGAAUGCCUCAGUGAGCACACGGUAUGGUCGUUCCUUUAUUACGAAACUGGAUAUCCUAAUGGCUUAAGCAGAGAAAGUGUUAUACAGGAAAUGGCAGCACUCUUUCCUAAUGGCACAGACGAUACGUGUGUUUGUACUAAGAAUAAGGAUCUGCACUUCGUCUCCCUAGGACAUCAAGACUAUGUCCAAUCUUGUUCGACCUACAACUCUGACUACAGAGGCGCUAUAUCACAUCUACUGGACCACAUGAAUAGUGUCAAUUCCUCUCCUCAGACAUGUCAUUCGCAUACAGCAAUUUGGCUGGAACUUAACCAUAUAGCAAAAAGCAGUUAUGGUGAAGGCUGUAUCCAGGACCUCAUUCACCACUUAUAUACCUCCGUACAGCGGCAAGGAUACCCGUGCACCUGCCAGACUGCAUCAAUAACGAGCUCAUCUACCGCCAGAACGUCGACGACGCCACAACCGACAACGACACCACAACUGACAACAACAAUGAUCACAUCAUCUCCCAACCAGCAACAUCUCACGAGACCUGAAAGGUAUGCAGCUUAUAAGAAAGGAGAAUGCCUUAGUGAGCACACGGUGUGGUCGUUCCUUUACUACGAAACUGGAUACCAUAAUGGCUUACGCAGGGAAAGUGUUAUACAGGAAAUGGCAGCACUCUUUCCUAAUGGCACAGACGAUACAUGUGUUUGUACUAAGAAUAAGGAUAUGCACUUCGUCUCCCUAGGACAUCAAGACUAUGCCAACUCUUGUUCGACCUACAACUCUGACUACAGAGGCGCUAUAUCACAUCUACUGGACCACAUGAAUAGUGUCCAUUCCUCUCCUCAGACCUGUCAUUCGCAUACAGCAAUUUGGCAGGAACUUAACCAGAUAGCAAAACACAAUUAUGGUACCAGCUGUGUCCAGGACCUCAUUCACCACUUAUAUGCCUCUGUACAUCAGCAAGGAGAUCCGUGCACCUGUCAGUCUGCAUCAAUAACGAGCCCAUCUACUGCCAGAACGUCAACGACACCACAACCGACAACCAUAUCACCACUUACACCACAACCAACAACACUUCAACCGACGACGACUGCACAACCGACAACCACAUCACCACCAACUUUACAACCGACAGCCACACCACCACUUACACCACAACCAACAACAACACUACAACCGACGACGACUCCACAACCGACCACAACAAUCAGUAUCACAUCGACACCAUCAACAACAGUUAAAAUCAACACAUCGACAAAAAUGACCAUAAGCAAUAUUUCAACAUCACCUUCUGCAACACCCACAACAUCUCAAACGUCAGGACAGUCCACCUUGUGUUCGAAAAUACGCACCAUCACAGAACUGGCCAAAUUUCAACAACUCUAUCCACAGUUCAAUGUUGACUGUUCAAAUCAUGUGUCUACAUCUACCUUUAUUAUUAGGGACCUUUGUGACUCUGUUCCUAGUUCACAACAUUGGAAACCAGGCACAAGGAUAGUUGAUGCUUGUGACAAUCUGAAGCACUAUCAGCCAGUAGCAACCUUUAGUUCGUCCGUAUACCCUGUCGAUGGACUUGCCGGAAUAUUCUUGGGCUGCACCAAUACAUCUAUCAAGGUUGCAACGCAGGAGUGUGGCGGUAAAUUUGAAAUUAUGGAGCUUUCCAGAAACACCAAUCAGCCUGAGAGUUUUACCCACACCGCCUCAAACUAUUACCUUAUAAGAUAUUAGCCAUUUACACCAAUUAUGACGUUGACGGUAUCAUAUAUUUUUGGACAAUAAAGGAUAGUUUGAUAAACAUUUAUAAGAAA
Ostrea edulis (European flat oyster) is the source of this 2758-nucleotide messenger RNA. RefSeq lists its product as uncharacterized. The coding region runs from base 63 to 2678 and encodes 871 amino acids. Lineage: Eukaryota; Metazoa; Mollusca; Bivalvia; Ostreida; Ostreidae. The record is from RefSeq and is a predicted model, not a curated record. The transcript is spliced from 32 exons.